AUGGCUUCUCCAUCUUCAUCAACAGACAACAACAAUGAAAUAAACAAAUGUAGACUUCAAUUUUACAAGGAAAUUUCAUCAUACAAAAAUAAUUCAAGCAACAAUCCAUUGUUUUCUACAGAACGUUAUGAUCAGACGAUUGAAUCAAUAGUUAAUGCAAAGUUAAAAACUCCUGGUGGUCGUAACACACAAGAAAUGCAUUUUCUAAAGACAUACGAUGUAAUUGAUUUUGGUGGAAAAUUAAAAUUAACAAAAAAGGAUGGUGAAUUUAGUGAUGCCCAUGUUUUAAUUGGUCAUCGUGGUAUUGUUAACACAUUGAAAGAACUAAAGAAAAGGUUCGUUAAUAUAACAGAGAAACAAGUGACUUUGUUUAUCUCUGGUUGCGAAGAAUGUAAAAGGAAACGGUCAAUGCCAAAGAAUUCUUCAAAAUUAGUCAUUAAACCAGUUAUUUCUAAUGAUUUUAAUGCUCGUGGACAAAUUGAUCUAGUUGACAUGCAAUCAUGUCCUGAUGGACCAUUUAAAUUUAUUAUGAAUUAUCAAGAUCAUUUCACUAAAUUCUGCAUUCUUCGACUUUUAAAAACAAAAACUGCUGCUGAAGUAGCCUAUCAACUACUGGACAUAUUCACAAUUCUUGGUGCCCCAGUCAUUCUUCAGUCGGACAAUGGUCGGGAAUUCAUUACCAAGGUUAUUCUAGAAUUGGUUGAAAUGUGGUCUGGAAUUAAAAUUGUCCAUGGUCGUGCUCGACAUCCUCAGUCUCAAGGUUCCGUCGAAAGAUGCAACCAAGACAUAAAGCAACUUAUAGGUACUUGGAUUCGUGAGAAUCAAUCUAAAAAAUGGUCACAUGGCUUACGAUUUGUACAAUUCCAAAAGAAUUCUUGCCAUCAUCGAGUCUUACAACAUAGUCCAUAUUCAGUUUUGUUUGGUCAUGAGCCAAAGGUUGGUUUGGCCUCCAUGCCAUUACCUGCAUCAAUCUAUAAUAACUUAAUAACAGAAGAAGAACUUGAACGUGAACUACAACUACCAAAAACUGAUCAGAACACACAAGAUCAAGAAGAAAAAAUUGAACAAACCCAUUAA
This is a messenger RNA of Rotaria socialis, 1077 nucleotides long. The record is from the annotation of a GenBank genome assembly. NCBI's taxonomy places the organism in Eukaryota, Metazoa, Rotifera, Eurotatoria, Philodinida, Philodinidae.